CCAGGGAGUCUGGGUGCAUGACCUUCUCCUUUCUCUGAGACCCGAUAGUCUGGGUUAUCUGUGUCAUAAGAAGUAGAAAGCCAGAGCUGUGCCCAUGGAGCCCUGCCGGUCCCUGGCUCUGCUUGCUGGCCUCCUGGGCCUGACUUCUUCUCUGAUUGCUCUGAGCACCGACUUCUGGAUAGUGGCCACAGGCCCCAACUCCUCUUCCCACAGCGGCCUCUGGCCGAGGACACAUGAGAUCCAGGUAGCAGGUUAUAUCCAUGUGACACAGAGCUUCUGUAUCCUGGCUGCCCUGUGGAGCCUGGUGUCCGUGGGCUUCCUGAUUUUGUCUUACAGUCCAGCCCUAUCCCUCCCAGGCCGUGGUCCUCUGGUGUCAACUGUCAUGGCUUCUGCUGCAGCUCUCUCCAUAAUAGUGGCCAUGGCAGUGUACACCAGUAACAGAUGGAGCCAGACUCCAUUUCCGCAGGUCCAGACAUUCUUCUCGUGGUCCUUUUACCUGGGCUGGGCCUCCUCUAUCCUGUUCCUCUGUGCAGGCUGCCUGAGCCUGGGUGCUCACUGCAAAACCCCCCGGGCUGGGUACGAAACCUUAUGAACAGAAGGCAAGACAGCAGGGUCAGCAGGAUGCCUGGAGCCUGGUCCUCACAGGAGCCACAGAGAAAAUGCAGGAUUCUGACUCUGUC
Molecule: messenger RNA, 680 nt
Organism: Chionomys nivalis (European snow vole)
Lineage: Eukaryota; Metazoa; Chordata; Mammalia; Rodentia; Cricetidae
Gene: Nkg7
Product: natural killer cell granule protein 7
Exons: 4
Coding region: 95-592 (165 amino acids)
Cellular component (GO): plasma membrane
Source: RefSeq, a predicted model, not a curated record